Cuscuta europaea is the source of this 1921-nucleotide messenger RNA. The record is from the annotation of a GenBank genome assembly. Lineage: Eukaryota; Viridiplantae; Streptophyta; Magnoliopsida; Solanales; Convolvulaceae.
GGGGAUAUUCCCGAUUCGAUAUCAAAAGCUUCUCAUUUGGAGCAUGUAGAGAUUGACAACAACAGCUUCACUAGUACAAUACCGGAUGGACUUGGAAAGAUUACAAGCCUGUAUAGAUUUUCUGCAUCCAUGAACAGUUUAUAUGGUGAACUCCCUCCAAACUUUUGUGAUUCUGAGGUUAUGAGCAUCAUAAAUUUAUCCUACAAUUAUCUUUCAGGUGAAAUUCCCGAGAUAAAGAAUUGCAUGAAAUUAGUGUCAUUGUCUCUAUCUCAUAACAGGUUUGUUGGUGAAAUACCAACAUCUCUUGGCAAACUGCCUGUCUUGACUUACCUUGAUCUUUCAGUCAAUAACCUCACUGGUUCUAUUCCAGAAGAGCUUCAGAAUUUGAAACUUGCUUUGUUCAACGUUUCCUUCAACAGACUUUCGGGAAAAGUCCCUCUGUCUUUGAUCUCUGGCCCACCUGUUUCGUCUUUGAAGGGAAACCCUGGCCUUUGUGGGCCUGGACUCCCCGUCUCUUGUUUCAAUGACACACAUAUUAUUCACAGGCAUGGUAAGAUGUCAAGAUUGCCUUUCAUGCUUGUUUCAAUAGUUUUAGCUGUUGUAAUCAUCACCUUUCUUGGAUUUUAUACAAUUCGCUGUUCUCAGAAAAAUAAUUCCCAAAAUGGUAUAUGGAAGUCUGUAUUCUUUUAUCCUCUGAGAGUUACUGAACAUGAUCUGGCCAUGUCAAUGGAUGAAAAGGCUGCUAGAGGAAACAGUUGUGGGACUUUUGGAAGAACCUACAUUGUGAAAUUACCUAGUGGUGAGGCAGUCGCUGUAAAGAAGCUGGUAAAUUUUGGAAACCAGUCUUUAAGAGCAGAGGUAAAGACUUUAGCAAAGAUCAGGCAUAGGAAUAUAACAAAAAUAUUAGGGUUUUGCCAGUCGAGUGAUUCAAUCUUCUUAAUAUAUGAAUGUAUGGCAAAUGGAAGCCUUGGGGAUGUAAUUGGGAAGUCUAACUUUGAGUUGACAUGGAGGGUCAGGCUGCAAAUUGCCCUCGGAGCUGCACAAGGAUUGGCAUACAUUCACAAGGAUUAUUCUCCGCAUUUGCUCCACAGAAAUAUCAAAUCACAAAAUAUUCUCCUCGAUGCGGAUUUUGAGCCAAAGCUUACAGACUUCGCUCUUGACCGGGUCGUUGGAGAGACAGAAUUUCAAUUAUCCAUAGUUUCAAAAGCUGCUACUUCUUGCUACUUGGCACCAGAAUUUGGUUACACGAAGAAGGCCACGGAACAAAUGGACACAUACAGCUUUGGUGUGGUAUUGCUAGAGCUUGUGACAGGAAGGAAAGCAGAUCAAAUGUGGGAGGAGUCUCUAGAUGUGGUGAAGUGGGUAAGAAGGAAAAUCAACAUCACAGAUGGGGCAGCUCAAUUGCUUGACCCCAAGAUUUCAGACCCAUCCCAACAGCAACAAAUGGUGGAAGUUCUGGAGAUUGCUUUGUGUUGUGUGGCUGUCAUUCCUGAGAAACGACCAUCCAUGGCCGAUGUUGUCAAGGCACUUCGCUCCCUCUCUCUUAAAGAUGAAAACACAAAUCUUGAAAUGUCGGAUUGUGUUAUUCAUACUUCAGUUCCUCCCUGAAGUAUUUUGGUUUUUCCUUUUUCUUUCUUUUUGUACAUUCUACUCACCAAACUUGCAACAUAAAUGAACCCCUUGUGGAUCAUUAUCACAUGAAGGAGUUUUGUGGCCGAUAGCUUUCAAGUUCAAUGCUAAUGUUAGAUUGAUUGUUACUUGUUAUCUAUGCUUGGGAUGGCAAGCUAAAAACAGAAAAGUUUUGAGCUUGUUUUGGUAAGGUAUAAAAUGGCUGCUCUGCACCAAUCUACCGAAAUUGUGACAUAAUUGGCCCAUUUUGUUGAAUUAUUUAUUUGAUACAAGGAGUAUUAUACUUUUUCCA